Messenger RNA from Moneuplotes crassus, 1746 nucleotides. The record is from the annotation of a GenBank genome assembly. Lineage: Eukaryota; Ciliophora; Spirotrichea; Euplotida; Euplotidae.
AUGAGCGUUAAACCAUCCAAUUUGGCCACUAGUGGACCAGAAGGCAGCAAAAGAGCAGCCAUGAACUCAAAAAUAAAGCUAGCAAUUUCCAGUUUUAAACAGUACGAAGAGACCAGCGAGGACUGUGGGGAUAAUAGUACCAAGUCUGGCUCAGUCCAGACCAUCAAGUCCAAGUUCAGCAGUCGUAUUACUGUGAAGCAUAAGGAGGAUGACUCUAACAACUUCCAGAUCAACUUAAUAAAUCUGUCACCUAGUGCUACUAAAAACAACGAAUUCUCGUUUGAUAAUUCCCAGCUUGAAAAAUUAAGAAAAGGGAUAGCUGAAGGGGAUAACAGCAGAAGGAGACAUUCCCCGAAGAAAAGUCCGACAGCAGGCAUUGACAAAGAUCGCGCUUAUCACAAGGAUUUCUUGAUCGCAGAAGGAUCUUUCGGCAAGGUUUACCAGGUUACCAAGAGGGAUAAUGGUAAAAAGUACGCAAUGAAGGUCUUGAAUUCCUACUUCCUGAAGAAGUACAAUAAAAGUCAUGAAGCUUACAUUGAGAGGCAUGUACUUUCAAAUUGUAGACAUCCUAACAUUGUCAAGUUCAGUAAAUGCCACAAGGCAGGCGAGUCUCUAUGUUUUAUCCUAGAGCUUUGUCAAAAUGGCUCUUUGGAUGACUACCUUGAGAAAGAGCAUCCUGUAAAUCAAGAAGCUAUCAAAUUCUUUGCAGCAGGGAUCUUGAACGGACUUGAAUAUUUACAUAGCAAGAACAUCGCUCAUAGAGAUCUAAAACCGAGCAACAUCUUGCUUGAUGAUAACCUUGAUGUGAAGAUCACUGACUUUGGGACAGCCAAAAUCUUUAACUGCGAAGAUGAACGUGUGACCAGAGCAUUGGACAAACGAGCUAAAAGAGAAGAAUCAAGGUCUAAUUCUCCAAGGAAGAAGAACAGUUUUGUUGGAACAAAUGAGUAUCUGUCUCCAGAAGUCCUUCAUGGACAUGCUCCAUCAUGUGCUAUUGAUUUAUGGAGCCUUGGAGUCAUCAUAUUCAGAAUGUAUACAGGGAAUACUCCAUUUUGAUCAAGUAAUGAAAUGGACACUUAUGAAAAUAUUCUUAGUGGCAAAUUUUCAAGACAUGAGUCAAUCCCAGAAGACGCCUGGAGUUUAAUAAAAUCUCUUUUGCAGGUAGACCCAAGGAAACGUCUCGGCUGCUCUGAUAUCAUGAAUGAUAUUAAAUUUGAAGUCAUUAAGUCCCACCCAUUUUUCGGAACAAUCGAUUUUACAAACUUGAAGCUAAACAUCUUAGAAGAGGAAAAGAGUGAAGUUGAAGCUUCUUCAGAGUUAGAAAUCCCUGAUGUUCUCCUCAAAGGCAGAAAAGCGGUGAAAUCAUUCGCAGUUCCUUGUCAAAUUGUGGAAGAGGAUGAUGACCAAGAGGAUCUUUGUAUUGAUGCAUUUACUGAUGAAAUAAAGGGCAUGAAGAGAAAUCCAAGAGCUUUCGAAAGUUUCAACCUCAUUCCAACUCUUGAAAAUUCUCCCUUUGAUCUUGAGUCGAUGAUUCAAGAAGACCAUUUCGGUAAUCUCAGCAGGAAGCAAUCAGUGAGACUUAAAGAGAACUCUUCAAGAGUCCCAAUCCUAUUUGAUGAAGAAUCUGAUGUUGAGUUCUCUUCAACUGUAAGCUCAGCAAGUUCAGUGUUUCUAUCAAAAACUUCUCGAGAUAGGCAUGACCAUUCAUAAAAGGAGUGUUGCAUCCGCUCCUUUCAAUUAAUUUUU